Messenger RNA from Cydia pomonella (codling moth), 2371 nucleotides. Its product is annotated as plasminogen receptor (KT). The record is from RefSeq and is a predicted model, not a curated record. Gene Ontology annotation, biological process: positive regulation of plasminogen activation. NCBI's taxonomy places the organism in Eukaryota, Metazoa, Arthropoda, Insecta, Lepidoptera, Tortricidae. Gene Ontology annotation, cellular component: plasma membrane. Bases 345 to 800 code for a protein of 151 amino acids. The transcript is spliced from 4 exons.
UCAAAAAAACAUUUCAGUAGUGUUGCUACCAAACGUCGAUUGAUUGAAGUCUAAAUCGAUAAAAUGGGUAAUUUAGUUUUUAAAGUCAAAAUUAGUGUCUAAUUCAAUUAUUUAACUUAUUUAAAUUUUUGCUGUAGAUAAGUCGUUAAUUGUCAUUUUGAGAUUAACAGAAAAACUAACGACACAAAAGGGAAUCAAUACCGACGCGCUUGUUUUGACAACAAUCAGCUGAUAAUAUUUGAUUCUGUGUCGGACUGUCAGUAGUGAUCGUAAAAGUAGGGCGUUGUGUCGUAUCUUGUUUUAUUACUUAACUAUUAAAGUCAAUUAAGUUCGUUAUUACCAAAAUGGGUAAUUAUUUUACAGUAAACAUGGAAGAAAAUUUUAAAAAGAAUCAGGAAUUUAUUCAGACGAUUAAUAAAAUCAAGAUGGAAAGACAGAUUCAAUUACAAUAUCAAAUGCAAGAGCGACAAAUGGCAUUGCAAAUUGCUAAAAAUAGAGAUACCUGUCUUUGGAUGACAACUUUUUACAUUACCGCUGCCACUGGUUUAUUCACAGGUUUCAGGAGAACAAAGAGGCCAUACCUUCUGAUGCCACUAAUACCCUUAACCUUUGUGACCCUUUAUUAUUGGGACCUUGCCUACGGAAACAAAGUCCAUAGGAUUAGAAUGGAAGCUGAACACAUCAUGACCCAUGAAGCCGAGUCUCUGGAGUGGCCGUGCGGUCUUCCAUCUCCGUCUUCCAUCGACAUCGGACGCGAGGAUGAGGAGGAGAAAAAACGAAUCCAUCCACCACUUCUGUAAACUGUUCGUCAACAAUCUCAAUGUUCAGGCAUGUGCCUUUAGCUUUGUAGUUUAAAAAGCGUUUAUAAAUUAAUGUCUCAGCUAAGAGAUACCCAUAAAUUAUUUAGGAAUAUCUACGUUUUUCAUAUUUAAUGAGCGAAAUAAUUGAAAAACGAUUUAUAGAAAUUCGUUGAAUGUUAUCUUAACGAUUGUACGAUAUUCGCCAUGUUUAAAAUUUAAAUAGAGUCAGACCAUGACAAAUCUGCAUCGAUUUUAAUAGCACACGCAUUGCAAGUGUUAUUUUAAACGUCGAACUUAUAUGAAAUUAUGAAGUAUAAAUAACACUCGCACUGCGUGUGUUAUCAAAAUUGUCACAGAGUUGUCUUGGUCUAACUCUAACGUUUAUAUAAUUAUGUGAUUUUCCACGGGUAACAGUACCUUAUGAUGCCGCCCGGAGCUUACGUUACGUAGGACCGCAUAAGUAUUACAGGUAGAGACCCAUAAGGGCCAUACGGUAACUUUACCCGCAAAACGUCACAUAUAAAAGUAAAUUAACUCAAAUUUAUGGAUUUUUCCAGUAUAAUACGAUUUUAGAUAUUUCUGAAAAAGUACUUAAAUUCAAAAAUGUUACUACAUUCCUAUUUGUAAUCCAAACUGAGAAUACUCAAAGUACAAUAACAUGUUUGGGAUGUUAUAAGAAAACAAGCAUGAUAUCAUAAAUUCCAAAAUGGAACAUCUCGGCUCGUCGUCUUUUUUCUAAUAAAGGUACAUUAUAUUCUAUUAAAAUUAAUAUUUGUGAUGAAAUGUUUAAAAAUUUGAACAAGUUUUUAGGGUAGUUAUUUAAGACAACGAGGUGAUGAUGAGAUUUAGGACAAAUUAUGGAUUUGAAAGUCUGUCAAGUGAUUGGAAUUGUGACGUCAUUCGUAUUAGGUACUUAAGUUAAUGUGGGUGACUUUAUCUGAGGGGACACUUUAACAAAUAUAUGAAUUGUUUUUUUUUUUUAAUUUUAUAUUUUUAAUAGCAAUCACCUCAUGGAACAUACUUUUUUCUGUGAAUCACCUAGUCAUUUUAGAGCAUGGGCGCCUUGUUAUGUGUUAUUUACACAAAGAUUUUACGUUUUUUACAAUUAUAUAUUUUUAGCAUUUUAGUGUAGCUCAAAUCUAGGGCAUGGUACUCCUGCCAAGUUGGAAAAAAUAGAACGACAUAGUUAAGUAUAAAGUAACUUAAAUAAUAUUUUAAAUGUAAUAAGUUCCGUAGACCGCUAUUUUGAUUUUUCGUUACAAACAAUAUUACCUACUUACUUAUAUAAAUAAAGUACAUUUAAGUUUUACAACUUGUUUUGUUAAGUUUUAUCAGUUUUGUUUUGAUGUUUACAUUGUUUAUGUAGGUAAUAAUUAUAUAACGUUUAUUAUGGUGCAUUAUAACACUGUUUUAAGAUAAAAACUUUAUGCUACGAAAGUGUUUCAAAUAAGAUUAUUUAUAAACAUUAAUAGUAGAUACUCAAUUAACAUGAAGUAUUCAACGACAAAUACCUAAUUAUAAGUACAUAUUCUUGUAAGUAAACGUUUACUAAUAAAUAUACAUUCACUCAU